ACACUUAGAAACUUGGCAACUUAUCAAUUGACAUCAAGAAAAAGACCCUUUGAUAUUUUUCAAUGCAAAAAACAACUCUUUUUUUUUUAUUCUUCUUUCUUUAUGAUCAACUAGGGGACAAAUAUUCCUCUUGCUAAAAACAAAAUGUUAUCUUAGAAGAACAAAUAACACACAAAAGGAAGAAACAAAAAUUAAACUUUUCAAGUUUCAACCCAAAAAAAAAAGAAAAAUGGAAACUUUGUCAAACCCAAUCUCAAACUUACAAGUCCCAAAACCAUUCAAUCCCCACCACCACAACCACCACAAACCGACUCUUUUCUCCUCCCACCACCACCAUAACCACCACCCUUCCUCCACCGCAAAAACCACCGCCACGUCAUCAAUCACCACCUUCCAACAAAAAGACAACUUUACCCCUCUAUACUCUCAUUAUUCACCAAAAAGGACACCCUCACCACCCCCACGUGCAUCAAUCCAUCGUAGAGCCGCAAGUGGAUAUGCAGCCGCACUUUUGGACAUAUCUCAAGGAAACGGCACCGUUUUGAGGGUUGAAAAGGAUGUGAGAAGGUUAUUAAUGGUGGUUUUUAGAAGCAAUAAUAAGGAAGUUAAGGAGUUUAUGAAGGAUGAGUGGGUGGAGGAGAGAGAAAAGGGAAAAGUUGUGAAGGAGUUGGUUGAAAAGGGUAAAUUUGAGGGUAAUUUGGUAAAUUUGGUGAAGAUUUUGGUUGAUAAAAGUAAUAGUGUUUUGUUGAUUAAAGAAGUUCUUGAAGAGUUUUUGAGUGUUUUUCAUCAACUUAUCACUGUUGCUGGUGUUGCUCAUGUUCCAACUACUAGGUUGGGUAUGUGUUGAUUUUUUAUGCAGUUUUAAGGAUUGUUAGACUUCUUGUUUAAUAAUGGUUUUUGUAUUGUUUAUUCCUGCAAUUAGAAGAUUUGGUUUGAUUUGAUUGCUGCUUCAUUGUUUUGAUUAGUGAUUAAUGGAAAAACAAAAAUGAAGUUGUAUUAAUGUAUUGAAUGUUUAUGUUUUAACUUUUAAGCAUGUAGUGUAUGAAUGUAUGGGAUUUGUGUUGUGUUGAUUGAA
This is a messenger RNA of Beta vulgaris subsp. vulgaris (sugar beet), 1075 nucleotides long. RefSeq lists its product as hypothetical. NCBI's taxonomy places the organism in Eukaryota, Viridiplantae, Streptophyta, Magnoliopsida, Caryophyllales, Amaranthaceae. Bases 230 to 847 code for a protein of 205 amino acids. Gene Ontology annotation, cellular component: chloroplast thylakoid membrane. Gene Ontology annotation, biological process: photosynthetic electron transport in photosystem I; photosynthetic electron transport in photosystem II; proton motive force-driven ATP synthesis. Gene Ontology annotation, molecular function: proton-transporting ATP synthase activity, rotational mechanism. The record is from RefSeq and is a predicted model, not a curated record. The transcript has a single exon.